Euleptes europaea (tarantolino) is the source of this 2719-nucleotide messenger RNA. Its product is annotated as disintegrin and metalloproteinase domain-containing protein 9-like. The transcript is spliced from 22 exons. Gene Ontology annotation, cellular component: plasma membrane. Gene Ontology annotation, molecular function: integrin binding; metalloendopeptidase activity. Gene Ontology annotation, biological process: membrane protein ectodomain proteolysis; transforming growth factor beta receptor signaling pathway; cell-cell adhesion mediated by integrin. The record is from RefSeq and is a predicted model, not a curated record. The coding region runs from base 1 to 2487 and encodes 828 amino acids. Lineage: Eukaryota; Metazoa; Chordata; Lepidosauria; Squamata; Sphaerodactylidae.
AUGGCCGGGGCCGCGAGGAGCGCUUUCCUGCUCCUGCUCUUCGGGGCGCACAGCCUGCAGGCCGAUCGGCCAGGUUUUCAGCAGUUAUCACAUCUGUCUUCCUAUGACAUUAUUGUUCCCGAGAGGGUUACUAGAGAACGGCGAGAAGUAUCUGGUUCCUCUUUGGCACAGGACAAGUCAUCAUACGUUGUUGAAGUUGAAGGAAGGAAACAUAUCAUUCACCUAGAAAGAAACAAAGGGCUUUUGCCUAAAGACUUCACAGUUUAUACAUACAAUGAAGAUGGAACAUUGCAUUCUGAAGUUCCAGAUAUCCAGGCCCACUGCCACUAUCAGGGAUACAUUGAAGGAAUAUCAGAUUCCGUUGUUGCUGUCAGCACUUGCUUUGGACUCAGGGGGCUGCUGCAAGUCGAGAACAUCACCUAUGGAAUCGAACCUACGGAGUCGCCUUCUGGCUUUCAACACAUCAUCUACCGAAUGGAGAACGUGAAGAAAGAGCCCAUGGCCUGUGGGGCUGCUGAUCCAGAUAUGAAAUGGGAAACAAUGGACCAUUCACACACCCAUGAUGUGACUCAGCUGCUGAGAAGAAAAAGAGGUGUCCUUCUACAGACAAGAUACGUGGAGCUCUUCAUAGUUGUAGACAAUGAAAGGUAUGUGCAACUCGGCAAGAAUGAAACUGCUGUGAGAGAAGAGAUGGUGCAGCUGGCCAACUACUUGGACAGUAUGUACAGUAUGCUGAAUAUCCGUGUUGUCUUGGUGGGCUUGGAGAUCUGGACAAGAGCAAAUAGGAUCAGCAUAGAAGGAGGUGCAGGGGAUGUUCUUUCUAACUUCGUCCAGUGGCGAGAACAGGACCUUAUCUUGCGCCGAAGACACGACAGCGCACAGUUUGUUCUGAAAAGAGCGUUUGGUGGCACAGCGGGAAUGGCCUAUGUGGGAACAGUGUGUUCCAAGACUCAUGCCGGAGGGAUUAAUGUGUUCGGACAGAUGAGCGUGCAGAUGUUCGCUUCCAUUGUUGCUCAUGAACUUGGCCAUAACUUGGGAAUGAACCAUGAUGAUGAUAGAGCCUGUACCUGUGAAAUAAAGAACUGCAUUAUGAGCUCUGGAGCAUCAGGGGCCAUGAACUUCAGCAGCUGCAGCACAGAAGACUUUGAAAAGCUAACUCUGAACAAAGGCGGAAGUUGCCUUCUUAAUGUUCCUAGGCCAGAAGAAACCUAUAGUCCCCCAUAUUGUGGCAACAAGUUAGUGGAUGCUGGAGAGGACUGCGAUUGUGGAUCACCAGAGGAAUGUAAAUCCGAUCCAUGCUGUGAAGCAGGAACUUGUAAACUGCGCUCGGGAGCUGAGUGUGCUUAUGGAGACUGCUGUCUGAACUGUUAUUACCUUUCCCAGGGCACCCAGUGCCGAGAGAGUGCCAAUGAGUGUGACCUUCCUGAGUACUGCAACGGAACGUCUCCGUUCUGUCCACAAGAUGUCACCAUUCAAAAUGGGCACCCGUGCCACAACAAUGAAGCUUAUUGCUACAAUGGGAUGUGCCAGUAUUAUGAUGCGCAGUGCAAGGCCAUCUUUGGCUCAAAGGCAAAGGCCGCCCCAGAGGUUUGCUUUUCUGAAGUGAAUUCAAAAGGUGACAGGUUUGGAAACUGUGGUUAUCAUGGCCACGACUACAAGAAGUGCUCAAGCUGGAACGCCAUGUGUGGGAAGCUGCAGUGUGAGAAUGUGGAAACUCUCCCAGUCUUUGGGAUUGAGCCUGCUAUUAUUCAGUCUCGCAUCAAAGGCAGCGUCUGUUGGGGAGUGGACUUCCAGCUGGGGUCAGAUGUACCAGAUCCAGGGAUGGUGAAUGAAGGCACAAAAUGUGCCCCUGGAAAGAUAUGUAAGCACUACCAGUGCGUAGAUGUAGCUGUUCUGGGUUAUGACUGUGACGUACAUAGUAAAUGCAAUGGAAAUGGGGUGUGCAACAGCAAUAAGAACUGCCACUGUCAUCCAGGAUGGGCUCCUCCGUACUGUGACUCCAAAGGCUAUGGGGGCAGUCUGGACAGCGGUCCUACGUAUAAUGGAAUGGACAACACAACAAAAAAUUGGUUACUGGCAUUCUUCUUCGUGGUCGUCCCCAUAUUGCUUAUUUUGCUGUUCUGUUAUGUAAUAAGAGACAAUUACAUUCAUUCCCUAAUGCCGCUGGUAGAACACUGUAGAUGUUGGGGCGGGCCACCAGCGAGCUCAAUUCAGGAGCCUGUACAUGCAGAAUGCCCACCGAGUGCGCCAUAUUAUUCGAGAAGACUGUCUAGUCAAAUGAACCUGCAACCAAAUAAAUACACCGUGCCAUCAUACACAGUUAAUCCACAACCUUAUUCUAAACCUGACUGUCACGCUUCUCCUCUUCCUUCUCUGCAGCCCAUGGAACAGCAGUGUAUACCACAAAGGCCUCCACCUCCAGUGCUGAAGAAGAAAACUCAGGAACACUACUACCCUUCUCGGCCAGCACCGUUGCCACCUGUAUAACUUUCCGUUUUCUUUCACGAGCUGACCUGUUUGCCAAGAUGGAGCUUUAUCUGUCUUGCAUCAAGUGACCCUUGUAACUCUUCCUUCUCCCUGGGCACUGGAUAAGGAAAAAAAAAUGAAAUGCAAAACCAAGGAAUGUAAACUUAUCAAGCAAAUACCUCUACCAAAGCUGCAGAAACUGAAAUGAGCAAGCCUGUGAAGACUGUCUGUACAAACUGCAGUGGGCUGGACC